AUGUCUCAACCGGAGCGUAGUCCCAUGCACUGGCCCACCUUUCCCGACAACGUCCCAAUCUACCUCGACACAGGUGACAACCGUGCGGCAGGCAAGAGCUAUGGGACAACACCAACAACACCGACGACACCAGAGAUCUUACCUCAAGGCCGUCCAACCUAUCUGAGUCCAGCCCACAUUAACGCCCCACCAAUCAGUCCGGCUGAGCCAAGUCCCACCACAACUAUCGAAACAUCUUCUGAUCACCGCUCUGUGAUCUGGCCGAUUCCAGAACCACCUCCAGAGGUCAUGACACAGCAGCCUCGCCGCCCACUACUUCGGUUCUUUCCCACAGAUCGACCGCGUGUACGACUUGAUGAACCUUCACUUCAAGCUCCACAUACAUCUACAGAUCCGGAGAAGCAGGAACACCCUGACCAGAAAUCUCGGUUCGGUCUGGGCAUCAGUGAUGGCCCACCCAGACCACCCUCGAUCCGCGUACAGCCACCACCUUUUGACAACGAGAAGGUUGACCCGGCAUCGAAUAUUGCACAACGUAUCGAAGAGAAACUCUGGACUUACAACUCCUCUGGGAAUGUCGUUGAGCGUUGGCUCCUUGAGAUCGUCAGCUGGCUGAUCAGCGCUGUGUGCAUGGGCGCGAUCAUCGCAGUCUUGGUUGUUCUCAAAGACAAGCCCUCAUCCAAGUGGCCAUUCGACAGCAUCGGGCUCACCCUCAACGCCUUCGUGUCAGUACUGUCACGUAUUGCUGGUGCAGCACUGCUACUUCCAGUUGCGGAGGCACUCGGACAACUCAAGUGGAGCUGGUUCAUCAAAGGAGACUCGAAGAAGAUGUGGGACUUUGAGAUGUUUGAUAAUGCAUCAAGAGGACCCUGGGGCGCCUUUCUUCUGCUUAUCCAUACGAAGGGCAAGACCAUUGCAGCCCUUGGUGCUCUCGUUACGAUCUUUGCCCUAGCGCUAGAUCCUUUCUUCCAACAGGUCGUCAGCUUUCCACAACGCUGGACAUUGCAGGGCACCAACAGUUCUAUCGCUCGAGUUGUACGAUACGAACCUGUGCUCGACGUUGAUUACAGAGAUGGCACCCCGAUCUCGCAGCAGGAUGCGAACAUCAUGGCCGUUGCCAAUCUUUACUUCGUCAACAACGGCACUCAACCGAUGCCUUUUGGAAAUGGAACUCGCGCAGAAGUACCCUUGUCAUGCCCUAGUAGCAACUGUACAUGGCCGAGCUACGACACUCUUGGCAUGUGCAGCGAAUGUGUAGACACGUCAAAUCUCCUUGACUUCGCAUGCAUGUCUACGCAAGUCGACUGGACAUCACAACUGACCAGCAAUACGUCUACAUACAUCAAUACGACCGUAUGCGGGUACUUCUUGAACGCUACAGGCGAGGCACCAGUUCUAAUGUCUGGAUAUAUGGUAGACGAGAACGGUACCAAAUCCGACGAGGCUCUCAUCAUGCGGACUUUACCUCUCAUCACCUGGCCGGCCCGCGAUCCACUUUGGGGAGACGGCUCGAUCAAUUUCAAGAACGUACGCAAUCCAAUCGAGGACGUCUUGAUCGCCAGCACUGCCAAUGCGUCUGACGUUUAUGCGGACAAGAGGCCGGUGAUGCACGAGUGCGUCUUGUCCUAUUGUGUGAAGAGUAUCCGGUCUUCCUAUUACCUGGGAACAUACGAAGAAGAGAUCACCAAUGUCUUCAUCAACGAUACCAAGGGGAAAUAUCCGUGGUCUACUUACGAAAUGCCGGAAGAGCAGAUGACAUACACAGACUAUCUUGAGAAUGUUACUAUUGCUGCGCCUCCGACCGAUCAGAAUUUUUCGACGUACGGAUGGGGUGUUAGCAACGACACUCUGCUCAACACCGUCGUAAUCUUCGAUCGCAUAUUUCCCGCCUUCACAACUGUUACCAAUGAUUCGGAAACCCCAACCCUUCGCUGGAGGACCGGAAGUCCGGACAUGGUCAUGACCAAAUUCCUAGACUUCAAUCCAUGGCUGGUACCAAACAACAUUACGCAUCACAUGGAGCGAAUGGCACGUUCUAUCACGAAUGUCAUUCGAUCGUCAAGCAGUGGUGAUUUGGUUUAUGGCCAGGCUUUUGACAACGAGGUUCAUCAAAAGCGCUACCGAGAAAGGUCAAGUGAGCAUAAGGAAGAAUUCCGCGAUCGCUACAUUGCUCUAUGGGCUUCCAGACCACUAUCAAAAACGACUGGCGAAGUCCAACUCGCAAGGCACACCAAGGACCAAAGCGAAGCACCUCAGAGUAAGGCUAUCUGCGACACGCGGGUGGAGAAGUUCUGGGAAUGUGUUUACCCCUUUGACGCCCAAGGCGCCAAAUCUACCACCACCAGGGUGGAUUUGAUCUCAUUUUUCGUUACAUAA
Messenger RNA from Alternaria metachromatica, 2376 nucleotides. RefSeq lists its product as uncharacterized. Bases 1 to 2376 code for a protein of 791 amino acids. Lineage: Eukaryota; Fungi; Ascomycota; Dothideomycetes; Pleosporales; Pleosporaceae. The record is from RefSeq and is a predicted model, not a curated record. The transcript is spliced from 2 exons.